CCCGCUCCUCGGCUGCCAGCCCGCGCUCCCGGUGCCCCGACACCUGGAAAGGACGGGGACGGGGAGGGCUCGCCGGCUUCUGCGAGGCCGCCUCCGCGGAGCCCGAGCAGAGACUCCGGGGACAGCCCGGACACGGCCUCCGGCAGAUGGAGCGGGGCGCGACACCCCCCGGGGCUCGGCACUGCCCACCCCGCCGGUGCCCGGGGCCGCUGGGCGCCAGGCGGCAGCGCGGAGGCCCAGCCCCGGCCGCCGGGCUAAUCAUUAACCGGCCCUCGGCAGCCCCGAGCGGCCGGGCUGCGCACCGCGGCUCCCGCCCUCGCCAGGCACCGGGCGGGAGGCACCGACCCCCGCCCGAUCCACCUCCGCCCCCCGGCACUGCCCGGGCACCGCGGCGGGGGCCGGGGGCCGCGCCGCCAUGGAGGGUGAGGGGAACGAGACCCUCCUCCACCCGUCCUGCGGCGCCAGCGAGCCGCCCUACUCGCAGGAGCUUCUCCAGAGCCUUGACCUACCAGGAAGAUUUCUCUUUGCAAUCUUAACUCUGAUGACGCUAAUUGCCAAUCUGGUGUUUAUAGAGGAAGCAGUCUACAUCUACAGGAAAAUCCCCUCCUCCAAAAGAUCAAUCAUAAUUUGGAUUAAUGCUGCAGCUCCAGUGAUCGCCACUACUUCAUGCAUUGGUAUGUGGAUUCCUCGCUCAACAAUGUUUACAGAUUUCACAGCAGCAAUAUUUUUUGCCAUAGUUAUCCACAAGUUCCUGAUGAUGAUGAUUAAAGAGUGUGGAGGUCAAAAGCUGCUCCUCAGGCGGUUUGAAAACGGUCGCUUCAAGAUCAGCACGGGUCCCUGCUGCUGCUGCUGCCUUUGCCUCCCUCGUGUGCCCAUCACUAGGCGAACUCUCUUUUGGCUGAAGCUGGGCACCUUUCAGUUUGCUUUCCUGCGACCAGUGCUCAUGUUUUUAUCAAUAGUGCUUUGGACUAAUGGAAAUUACAGCCUUUACAAUUUAUCUCCCAAAGGAGCUGCAAUAUGGAUUAGCUGCUUCGUUGGUGUCCUCACCAUUAUUGCUCUGUGGCCAGUUGGAAUCAUGUUUCAACAAGUUAGGACUCUCCUUACCUGUAAGAAGAUCAUCCCAAAGUUUGCUCUUUAUCAGUUUAUUCUCAUUCUAAACCACUUGCAGGCAGCUAUUAUCAACAUCUUGGCCAUGCAAAGAAUCAUUCCCUGUGCUCCACCACUCUCCUCUUCAGCAAGAGGAGCAUAUAUAACCCAGCAGCUUCUCAUCAUGGAAAUGUUUCUGAUAACCCUGAUGUCAAGGGUGGUCUAUCGGAGAAGAUACGAUGACCUAGAGCCUCCGGAGAGUACAGCUGAAGAAGCUGAGGACAACAAGCAGACUCCUAAGAUUAUCCUCAAUGGUGCAGUUAGUGAAGGUGGAUUGCCAAGGAUUUAGAAGCCCUCUGUGCUUCUCUUCUGCAGGAGCUGGAAGCUCAGCUUCAGGAGUUUGUAUAUUCUUGCAUCACAAAUAGCCACUGUCCAUGUCGGAACAACUUCUGACAUAAAUGCCUGUGAGCUGUAGAACUGAAAGGACCACUAGUGGAAAGAUAAGCCUGUUUAUUCUCCAGUGAUAUAUACAUGGCGUGAGUGUGUUCAUACCAUGUAAUUUAGUAAGAUUUCAUACCAUGUACUUUUAUGCUGUUACAGAGCACUUGAUGGUAACCUAA
This is a messenger RNA of Tyto alba (common barn owl), 1706 nucleotides long. RefSeq names its product organic solute transporter subunit alpha. Lineage: Eukaryota; Metazoa; Chordata; Aves; Strigiformes; Tytonidae. Gene Ontology annotation, molecular function: transporter activity. The transcript has 8 exons. The record is from RefSeq and is a predicted model, not a curated record. The coding region runs from base 416 to 1435 and encodes 339 amino acids. Gene Ontology annotation, biological process: bile acid and bile salt transport. Gene Ontology annotation, cellular component: plasma membrane; endoplasmic reticulum membrane.